GGCCAGAUUAAGUGACCAUGGAAUACGAAAAGGAAAAAUGAAGAUAUAUCUAUGUACGGGCGCUGCUGUCGGAAUGGACAUGUCGUUGACAUUGCCUGCCAUACAGGCAUACAUUCGUUGGAACCAUAACCCCUAGCCUUCAAUUCUCAAAUAAUUAGACCACCAUGGGACUUAAGACACUCUUUCUGGUCCUCGCGGGCCUUACUUUCAUCGCGCGCAUCGUCAGCGAGAAAUGGAGGCACUAUCAAAAUGCCAAGCGCCUGGGCUGCCGGCCAGCGCCCAUGGCACCAUCCAAGGACCCCCUCGCUAUCGGCGAUAUUCUGGAGAUUAUCCAGGCGGACAAGAACAAGGUGGUGCCUGAGCUCCUCGAGAGCCGCACUAAUAUCAUGCGCGACAUUGCCGGACGCUACGUUUCGACCUUCCGUCUCAAGAGAGGUCUGGGCGAGAACAUGCUCACCUUUGACCCCGAGAACCUCCAGGCCAUGUUGGCCAAGCAGUUCAAAGACUUUUCCGUUGGUGGUGAGAGACUGGGAUGCAUGGGCCCGUUGUUGGGCAAAGGAAUCUUCAUCAACGACGGGGCCGAGUGGUCGCACUCACGUACAAUGCUCCGACCCCAGUUCACCCGGGACCAGAUCAGCGACCUGCGUCUGGAAGAGCGCCACGUCCAAAACGCCAUGCGCGCCAUACCCGCCGCUGGAAGCAACGGCUGGACCGAGGUCGACAUUCAGAGCAUCUACUUCCGCCUCACCCUCGACUCCGCAACCGAGCUCCUCUUCGGCGAGAGCUGCUACUCCCAGCUGGCCGCCAUGGGUGACGCCGAGGACCACAUGGCCAGUGGCGGCAAGGUGACUGACUUUGGCAAGUACUUUGACCGCGCCCAGUGGUACAUGGCGCAGCGCCUACGUCUACCUCGCAUGAAGUUCCUGUACGACGGCAAAGAGUUUCGAACCUGCUGCCAGGAGGUUCACCGUUUCGUUGACGAAUGCGUCGCCAAGGCCCUGCACGACCACAAGAAGAAGCAGCAGCCCGAGGAAGGCGCGUCCGAGCAUUACAUCUUUGUCCACGCCAUGGCCGCAACCACCAAGGACCCGAUCGAGCUGCGCUCCCAGCUGCUCAACGUCCUGCUCGCCGGCCGCGAUACCACCGCCGCGCUGCUGAGCUGGACCACCCUGCUGCUCUCCCGCCACCCAGAGGUCUUCCGUAAGCUGCGCGAGGCCAUCAUCGCCGACUUCGGCACCUACGAGAACCCCCAAAACAUCACCUUUGCCACCCUCAAGGCCUGUACGUACCUGCAACAGGUUAUGAGCGAGACGCUCCGCCUGUUCCCGCCCUUGCCCACCAACGCCCGCUACGCCACCAAGGACACCAGCCUGCCCCGCGGCGGCGGCCCCGACGGCCAGAGCCCCGUGUACAUCAAGAAGGGCCAGGCCGUCCUGUACAACGUGCACAUGUUGCACCGCCGCGAGGAUGUCUGGGGCAAGGACUCGGGCGAGUUCAAGCCCGAGCGCUGGGAGGCCCGCCGCUCCGGCUGGGAGUACCUCCCCUUCAACGGUGGGCCGCGCAUCUGCAUUGGCCAGCAGUUCGCCCUCACCGAGGCUGGCUACGUCCUUGUCCGGAUGCUCCAGCGCUUCGACGGAAUUGAGGAUGUCAACGCCGACCAGAGAAUCAGGUGGGGCUUGACCCUGGUCAGCGCUCCUGGUGACACGGUCACGGUGCGCCUCCACGAGGCUAGCCGGUGAAAAGGAGCAGGACUCUCCUUUAACACUCCUUCGACUUUCCUUCGACAAAUAUACGACAUUUCAUUUUCAGCUUGUAAAAAUUGUCAUACUUUCUAUUGUUGUUUUAUAUCUCUCCUUGGUUCUGAUGUCAUUUUUGUAAUAGUUAGUACAGUGUAUGGCGGGUACUUUGGAACGGAUAGGUUGUCUGAGCCUAAGCACUGUUGUCUAUGUUAAUACUGUAUUCUAUGCUUUCUUCGCUUGUAUAUACUGGGGGAAAAAAUGAAAACUUCGGGUGAUAACAGAACCUCAUUGUACAGAUCCAGCACGGCCAAUGAACAUUGU
Molecule: messenger RNA, 2060 nt
Organism: Aspergillus piperis CBS 112811
Lineage: Eukaryota; Fungi; Ascomycota; Eurotiomycetes; Eurotiales; Aspergillaceae
Product: cytochrome P450
Exons: 2
Coding region: 165-1739 (524 amino acids)
Molecular function (GO): heme binding; iron ion binding; oxidoreductase activity, acting on paired donors, with incorporation or reduction of molecular oxygen, reduced flavin or flavoprotein as one donor, and incorporation of one atom of oxygen
Source: RefSeq, a predicted model, not a curated record